Aspergillus ochraceoroseus IBT 24754 is the source of this 3816-nucleotide messenger RNA. RefSeq names its product putative protein transport protein (SEC31) (gene sec31). The transcript is spliced from 8 exons. Gene Ontology annotation, biological process: endoplasmic reticulum to Golgi vesicle-mediated transport; COPII-coated vesicle cargo loading; intracellular protein transport. The record is from RefSeq and is a predicted model, not a curated record. Lineage: Eukaryota; Fungi; Ascomycota; Eurotiomycetes; Eurotiales; Aspergillaceae. Gene Ontology annotation, cellular component: COPII vesicle coat; endoplasmic reticulum exit site. Bases 1 to 3816 code for a protein of 1271 amino acids. Gene Ontology annotation, molecular function: protein binding; structural molecule activity.
AUGGUGCGUCUGAGGGAGAUCCCCCGGACGGCCACCUUUGCUUGGUCCCCCGGGGCUGCCUCGCCAUUGAUUGCUACUGGAACUAGGGCUGGUGCAGUUGACGCCGACUUUUCCAAUGAGACAUGUCUCGAGCUCUGGGAUUUGGCCUUGAGCAACCAGGAUGCUGGGGCGGAGCUGCAGCCUGUAGCCAAGAUUGACACCGAUUCGGGUUUUAAUGAUCUGGCCUGGACCGAGUCCGAUGACAAUUCGCGCGGUGUGAUUGCUGGUGGUCUGGAGAAUGGAUCUCUGGACCUCUGGGAUGCUGAUAAACUGCUGAGUGGAUCAAGUGAUGCUGUAUUGUCGAGGACCUCGAAACACUCAGGGGCUAUCAAAGCUUUACAGUUCAAUCCCAAACACUCGAAUUUGCUAGCCACAGCAGGUGCUAAGGGAGAGUUGUACAUCUCCGACCUCAACAACGUCGCGAAUCCCUACCGCCUUGGAAGCUCUACUGCUCGCGCCGAUGAUAUCGAAUGUCUGGAUUGGAACAAAAAAGUUGCGCAUAUCCUGGUCACCGGUAGUAGUGCAGGUUUUGUCACUGUCUGGGAUGUCAAGACAAAGAAGGAGAGCUUGACUCUCAACAACAUGGGCCGCAAAGCCGUCAGCGCUGUUGCUUGGGAUCCGGAAAAGCCUACGAAACUCGUCACAGCUACGCCUCUUGAAUCGGACCCCAUGAUCUACGUUUGGGAUCUGCGAAACUCCCAUGCGCCGGAAAGGACCCUCCGCGGACACGAAGCCGGUGUAUUGUCACUUUCUUGGUGUAGCCAGGAUCCUGAUCUCCUCCUCUCCUCCGGAAAAGACAACCGCACGCUCUGCUGGAAUCCUCAGACAGGAAUUCCUUAUGGUGAAUUCCCCGUCGUCACGAACUGGACCUUCCAGACCCGUUGGAAUCCCCAUAACCCGAAUUUCUUUGCCACUGCCUCGUUCGACGGAAAGAUCUCGAUCCAAACUAUCCAGAAUACCGGCACCGAAUCUGCCAAGGCGAUCGCGGACCAGAACCAGGCUCUGGAUGGAGAAGAUUUCUUCGCCAAGGCACAGAGCCAGCCCCAGGUCUCGAGUUUCUCCCUACCAAAGGCCCCCAAGUGGCUUGAGCGACCGUGCAGUGUGUCCUUCGGCUUUGGUGGCAGAGUCGUCUCCGUCAACCUGGUUGAGAAGGGCAACCGUAUUUCCAAAGUCAGAAUCAGCCCAUUCGAAGUUGACGAGGCUGUUGGAAAGUCCACCGAAACUUUCGAAACUGCGAUCAAGGAGGGCAAUUUGAAGAGCAUCUGCGAGACCAGGGCUGCCAACGCCGCUAGCGAUGAAGAGAAGGCUGACUGGAAAGUUAUCGAGGCUUUGCUGUCGGAGAACCCCCGCAAGGGUCUCAUCCAGUAUCUCGGCUUCCAGGAUCAAGCUGAUGAGGUGUCGGAUGGACUGGCCAACCUAGGACUGAACAAGGAGGAGGAAGCCAAUGGACAGCCCUCGCCAAAGGAAUCCCGCGGGUCGGGAGCGAAGAAGCACAAGCGUCUGCAAUCAAUGUUCGAUGCUAGUCCCGAGGAAGACAACUUCCUGUCCGACUUGGCUGCAUCCAAGGGCGCGAAGACCAACAACCCCUUCCAGAUCUUCGACGGUUCCGAGACGGAGGCUGACAAGAGCAUUACUAGAGCCUUGCUCCUCGGUGACUUCGAGAAGGCUCUUAGCCUCGCCCUCAAGGAGGACCGUAUGUCGGAUGCAUUCAUGAUCGCCAUUUGCGGAGGCCCGAAAUGCAUCGAAAAGGCACAGGAACACUACUUCUCUAAGCAGACGAACAGCCCGAACUACGUGCGCUUGCUGGCUUCCAUUGUUGGAAAGAACCUCUGGGAUGUUGUGUACAACGCCGAGUUGAACAACUGGAAGGAAGUUAUGGCAGCCCUCUGCACAUUUGCUGACGACAAGGAGUUUGCCGAUCUCUGCGAAGCUCUCGGUGAUCGUCUAGAGGAACAGGUUCGAAGCACUGGUGACAAGGCUGCUCGCAAGGAUGCCUCUUUCUGCUUCCUUGCUGGCUCCAAGUUGGAGAAAGUUGUUGCAAUCUGGAUCGACGAGCUUCGCGAGGGCGAACAGACUGCCAUCGAGACCGCUACUGAUGACACGAGCUUCUCGAUCCACGUCCGUGCCCUGCAGGCUCUAAUUGAGAAGGUUACCAUUUUCCGCCAGGUCACCAAGUUCCAAGACACGGAGCGCACCAAGGACUCGGACUGGAAGCUUGGUGUGCUUUACGACAAGUACAUCGAGUAUGCUGAUGUGGUCGCCACCCACGGUCGGCUGGAAGUUGCGCAGAAAUACCUGGAUCUUGUCCCGGCGAAGCAUCCCGAAGCCGAGAUCGCAAGGAAUCGUAUCAAGCUGGCGAUGAGACAGGCUACCUCCAAGACCCAGACCACCGGUACUGCAACCAGGGUAAACGUCAACAAGCCUCUACCCCAGCCCACCACGUACCACCCCCCCACGACAUUCUCCGCAGGAGCCCGGGCCGCCACCCCAACUUCUUAUCUCCCUCCUGCUCCUGCUCCGGGUCCGUCUCCAGCUCCCGCUCCGGCUGCUAAUCUUUAUGCGCCCCCGACUGCUGCCCCGAACCCAUAUGCUCAAGCAGCGGCGAUUCCGGCCCAACCUGUUAAUCCCUAUGCGCCAGCAGCCGGAAGUUAUGCUCCUCCCACAGGAUAUCAGCCCCGGCAACAAUCUUUUGGAGCGCCCGCUGUAGGCGGCGCCGUGCCCCCUCCCCCGCGCGCGUCCAACCAGUCUCCUGCGACAAUCACAACAUACACCACCGCGACCAACCUGCCAGCGUGGAACGAUCUGCCUGAGGGUUUUGCCAAAGCUCCGAUGUCACGCCGAGGAACCCCUGCUACUUCUGCUGCGCCCAUUGCCUCGCCAUUCCCGAACCAAUCCCCUCCCUUGACUCAGGGUCCUCCACCUCCUGGACCUCCUCAGCGGACAGGAUCAGUUCCCCCUCCACCAAAGGGUGUUGCGCCUCCUCCUCGCAUAACUUCUCCACUGACGGCAGGCCAGCCGCUACCACAUACCAUCCCCACGGCGCCCCCUCCUCCAGCAAACCCUUAUUCUGCUCUGCCUCAGUCCCCUCCCGGUGCGAUGGGUUUACCACCAUCUAUCCCCCGUGGGCCGUCUCCCUAUAACGCUCCGCCUACCAUGCCGCCGCCAUCCAAUCGGUAUGCACCGAGCCCUGCAGCCCAAUUAGCACACCCUCAGCUCCAGCCUAGAGCUCCUGUUCCUCCUCCCCCACAAGCGGCCGCCUCUCCAUACGCCCCGCCACCGCCUGUGCAGGCUGUAGCAGCGAACCCCUACGCUCCCAGCACACCGCCCCCCAGCCAGGUGCCAGUACAGCCAGUGCCUCCACCUCCAGCCGCAGGCUCUCGACCAGGUACCGCAUCGUCUGUGAAGAAACCUGCUCCUGCAGCACCCAAAUAUCCUGCAGGUGACCGGUCCCACAUUCCCGCGGAUGCAAUGCCCAUUUUCGAGAUCCUCUCCGAGGAUAUGCAGCGCGUCAAAUCCCGAGCUCCAUCCUCCUUCAAGGCACAAGUUGAUGAUGCCGAGCGACGACUGAGCAUCCUGUUCGACCACCUGAACAACGAAGACCUCCUCAAGCCGAACACCGUUGCAGAUAUGGUGAACCUGUCGCGUGCCAUCCAGGGACGUGACUAUGAGACCGCCCGAACAAUUCACGUCGAUAUUAUGACUAAUCGAACCGACGAAUGCGGUAACUGGAUGGUUGGCGUAAAGCGUCUCAUCAGUAUGAGCAGAGCCACCCCAUAG